UUCAGUUUCGGUAUUCAUUUGUGUUCUUUCACCCCCAGGGGGCGCGUCCUUCCUUUGUGUAUAUAUUUGAUGUAUCGUGCAGAAUAAAGGUUGUUUUCCGUCCGUCCUUCAAAAACAUCACAUUGGCGACGAGGAUGUAGCCGUUCCAAGCUACCUUCGGCAUCCCGUACCGUCCGGCUACGCCCGCCCCGCCAUGAGCUUCCCCGGCCUCGCUCCGCCGCCGCCGUUCCUCCAGACGCCCGGCCGUCCGUCCCUGCCAUGGGAGGAGUGGGAGCAGACUUUUACAGUCUACCUUCUAGCGUCCGGAGCAGCUGAGUGCCCACCAGAGCGACGCAAGGCCAUUCUUCUGCAUUGUUUGGGGGCGGAAGGGCAGCGUGUUUUCCGGACUUUACCUGCAGGGUCAAGCGCCGCAGCACCGGCAGUUCAAGAUAAGCCUACCGCGGCCACUACUGACGUGUACGCGUCUGCACUCGCCGCCUUACGGAAGCAGUUUUCGACGUCGUGCAACCUAGUCGUCGAGCGUCAUCGUUUCCACCGCCGCAACCAACACGCAGGCGAGUCUGUUCAUGACUUUGUUGCUGCUUUACGGCAGCUGGUUUCGCAUUGUUCGUUCAAUUCACAAGAUGAGGCUCUCCGUGACCAAUUUGUUGCCGGCGUUGCUUCCAAUCGCAUACGUGAACGGCUCCUACUCGAGGGUUCCUCCCUGUCGUUCGAGAGCGCAGUACGAAUCGCUCUUCAGUUUGAGCAAGCAGCUGAAGAACUAAAGGAAUUCUCUGCUUCAGUCGAGCCUGUUUCUGUGCGUCGUCCGCAGUCUUCGCGAAAAACCAGUUCACAGCCAAAAGAGCAUUGUCAGCAGAACUUUUCAAGGAAACCGAGCGGUUCACGUGCGUCGCUGGGGCACCGCCCCCCUCGGCGAGACAGAGAUAACCGGUCCGUUUCACCUCACUGUUUUCGGUGCGGCUCGCGGAACCACCGCGCAUCAGCGUCACAGUGCCCAGCGCAGGGAAAGAAAUGUUCGUUUUGCGGCGUCAAGGGCCACUUUCAGAAAGUAUGCAACCGCAAGCGACAAACGCAAGGCAGGGUUCGUGAAGUUGAUUUUGAUGACAAUGUUUUGUCAAGUGGAAGUUCUGAGCAAGUUUUGACCGUGCAGCAUUCUGCUCGCAGAGCAAUAUACAUUAAAGUGGGCGUAACGGAUGUCAGCUUGACAUUUCUUGUUGACUCGGGGUCGUCUGUUUCGAUUCUGUCUGAACACGCAUUUCGUCGACAUUUUGAAAGCGUUUUGCUCCUUCCAGCUCCGCACGUCACCUUGCUUGAUUUUUCUAAGCGUCCAAUUUCCGUGCUAGGGUGUUUUCAGGCAGACGUUCAAUUUAAAGGGCGCUCUGCACCACUUCUUUUCUACAUCGUUCGCCAAGGCACCUGUCUGAUUGGCCUCGACGGCAUUAAGGCUCUAAAUCUUCGAAUUCAGGGUUCCACUCGCGAGUACCGCAAGGGGUCCACCAACACUGUGGCCGAUGCUCUUUCUCGGUUGCCAGCUCCUACGUCGGAGGCAGAACUUUCCAAGGAAGAAGAAAACGUCUCGUUGGUCGAGCCGGCUUCCAUGACGAAGGAAGAAUUCAAGCAAGCCGUCCUCAACGACGAUUGCCUGCAAACCGUCAAGUCGGUUUUCGGCACCAGCGUUCGCAAAAGACCCAGUAAAGGAACUGGCGCGACUGCGUCAAAGGGUCCGGCUUCAACAGCAAAGCAGCAAGGAGUACACGGACCGGAGGAGAGCUGCUAA
Molecule: messenger RNA, 1777 nt
Organism: Ixodes scapularis (black-legged tick)
Lineage: Eukaryota; Metazoa; Arthropoda; Arachnida; Ixodida; Ixodidae
Exons: 2
Coding region: 194-1777 (527 amino acids)
Biological process (GO): proteolysis
Molecular function (GO): nucleic acid binding; zinc ion binding; aspartic-type endopeptidase activity
Source: RefSeq, a predicted model, not a curated record